Messenger RNA from Hippoglossus stenolepis (Pacific halibut), 2483 nucleotides. RefSeq names its product NIMA-related kinase 12 (gene nek12). Bases 113 to 1243 code for a protein of 376 amino acids. Gene Ontology annotation, biological process: protein phosphorylation. NCBI's taxonomy places the organism in Eukaryota, Metazoa, Chordata, Actinopteri, Pleuronectiformes, Pleuronectidae. The record is from RefSeq and is a predicted model, not a curated record. The transcript is spliced from 2 exons. Gene Ontology annotation, molecular function: ATP binding; protein kinase activity.
ACCUAGCGUCCGUGGACAGCUGCUUUCCUGUGUCAUGUAGAGCCUCAUGUAUAACCUCUACAUGGUUUUACUUGUUUAAAAUGGAACUUUGUUCGACGGCUUCGGACAAAACAUGGAGCAGUAUGAGCAGGUCCUGUGUUUGGGCCAUGGAGGAGCAGCAGACGUGUUCCUGAUGAGGCAUGUGGAGCGGAAGAGCCUGCACGCAGUGAAGAGGGUGAAAGUGGAGAAGACGAGAGCGACAAAAACCCAGAGGGCUGUUCUCCAAGAGGCUGACAUCAUCAGGAAGCUGGAGCACCCUCACAUAGUGACAUGCAGCGACGCCUUUGUGAGCUCUGACGGUGGAUUCAUUUACAUUGUGAUGACUUACUGUGAUGCUGGGACGUUAGACGACAAAGUAAAAGAGAGGAAACCAGGGGAGUUUUUCACAGAGGACACUGUGAUGGGGUGGUUUGUGCAGGUGACUACAGCUGUAAAUUUUAUACACAUGGCUAAAAUACUACACAGGGACAUCAAAACCUCAAAUGUACUGCUGACAAAGCAAGGUGUGGUAAAGUUAGGGGACUUCGGGAUAUCCAGAGUACUGACCAACACAGCUGAUCUGGCCUCCACAUGUGUCGGGACGCCCAGCUACCUCAGUCCUGAGCUCUGUCAGGAUGUCCCCUACAGGGUCAAGUCCGAUAUCUGGGCUCUCGGCUGUCUGCUGUACGAGCUCUGUGCUCUCAGGCCUCCAUUUGCAGCCUCAAACCUCAUGAGUCUGUUAUACAAGAUCACCAGAGGGGAGUAUGACCCCGUGCCUGACGUGUUCUCAGAUGACAUCUCCUCUUUGAUAAAAAGGAUGCUCAGCCUCGACCCAGAAAACAGGCCGAGUGCUGCCUGUGUACUUAGCAGCGCCUAUGUGCAGAUUCACCAAGAGAACAUCAAAGACACAGAGACUGACCCUGCUCCCGUGGGGAAGAGCUGUGACAUUAAUACAGGAGGGAAAAACUCCUCACUUGGGUCACAGGUCCUCAGCCAAUCACUCUUAUGGGAAGAGAAAGAACACACUAUCAGUGAUGAGGAGGCGGAUUGUGAUGAUUUGUGUGUCGAAGGAAAGAACCACUGUGACUGCCACUAUCCUGAGGACUUUGACGAAGAUGAUAGUUUGUCCUCUGUAGAAGACUGCAGCGGAGACUCAGCGUCUCUGAUGAGGAGCGAUUCUGCCGAGCCCACUGGGCUUAACAAGGUGCGACCUCCUCUGUCCUAAACCCCAAACAAGAGUAAAGAAAAACUACCAAAAAACAACAAAUAACAGGUGGAGAAAAACGUAGACGGACAGAAGCACAAUAGAUGCCGCGUGUAGCUGAACACAUAAAAAGAAAUUACAAUAUUUACAACAUUGAUUUGCAGGUGUGUCAAUGUUUAAAGUAUUUACAUGAGAAAAUGUCAGAUGGAAAUGAAGGGAGCAGCAAUGACAAUUGAAAUGGAGGAGUUAUACACAGUAAUGGUAGAAUAUGUGAGGAGCAAUAUUGUAUAUCAAGCAGUUUUUACCUCUUAUAUUGGUGAAAUGUAGACUAGAUACUUGAUUAAACUGUGAUUCACAUUUUUAAACAACUAUAGAUCUUUGUAUUAUAAAGAUGACUAAGAGUUUGCUAUGGCACUGCAGAAUUUAGAUAGUAAUCAGCAAAAAUGAUCUCAUUGUGAGAUCAUUUUUGCUGAUUAAUCAUUUAAGGUUUUGUUCACAUUUUGAGAUUUUAAGAUUUUCUUACAAGCACCAAAAGUGGCAUACAAGACAAGUUCAGUGUACUGGUUAUAGUCAGGAAAGUGUAAAAAGGUUCUUAAAAACAUGUAUCCCAUCAUAACAAGCACUGAUUCAAUUUGUUUUUACAUUUUUCUACGACUGUUGGUUGGACAAAAUCUGCUAUAAAGUUUCUAACUUGUUGAAACUAAACCGACAGUUCUCUGGCCUAAUGAGGUUUUAUUUGAAAACAAAAAAAAACUUGUUGAGUCAUCAUAGUCUGAUUUAGCAUCACACAGUAUCAAUCAUUACAAAAUUAUAUAAAAUGUAUUGUAUCACAAAGAGCCCCUAAGGUCCUGACAGGGUAACGUUUAUUUUUUUAUCCUUAUCACAAGAUAAUAACUUGUUCAAACAAGAUAAAUAACUUUGUUUCAAGGUAAUAAUAAAACUUGAUUUGCUGAGUUCUCUCCAUCACAGUAACUGUGUGCAUCUGAAGUUGCAUAUACAUUUCUAGUAAAAUAUAUUGUGUGCAAAAGAUAAAAAAUAUCCCCAUUUGGGACUUAAGGGGCUCUGUAGUAUCCGUGUGAAGCUCAGCAAGCCUAUUUAUUCUUUUGUCUGUGAACUAUUUUAUUCACCUUUGUGCCCUUUCAUCAACAUUUGGUAGUUUUACAAUAAGUUCUUCUAAAAACGGUUUUAUGAUCAACCACAAAAGCCUUCAGUCUUGGUAUCUUUUAUUCUGGUACAACAGUGGCAAUCACUCAGCAGGUUC